AUGGCCAUCAACUUUUCGGCGUCCUUCGCCGCCUGUCUAGCCGCCGGCCUCAAAGUGCCUCGCCAGAUCAUGUACUGCAUCUCGCAAGAUACCGCUGCACCGUAUGUCCUCUAUAAGGAUGGAAUGGACCGAGCGCAAAGCCAGUGGGGCCCGCAAGAUGCUUACCCGCCCCCACAACAGCAGACAACGACAGGGGCGGGUAGUCCUCAGCAAGCCCUCGGCCCCACCGUCCCACUUGGUGUUGAAGCGGAUACCGUGCCGCCUCGGGACCAAAGCUUACCUUCACCGGCACCAUCCCCUUAUCCUGCGACACAGGCUGAACCCCGAGAAGACGAAAUACAGCCUGAACAGCCUACAAUGGACUUGGAACCCCGACCGGCCUCUCAGUGCUUUUCCGCCGAUCUGCAACAGCAGCAGCAACAACAGGCCUACCAGCAAUACGCCAGAGCCCCACCCCCGGCGGCGCCGCCUCCCGUCCCACCUCACAUGCUAGGCGCGGGCAGCUUCUCUGCUUUACAGUAUCUCAAACAGCCCGGUGUGAUGUUGACCAGCCUAGGCCCCGACGGAAGUGGCCAGUUGGACCAGUACACAAACAUGCAAGAUCUGAGGACUGCGUCGCUACCGGACGUGAUCCAGCAACAACACGCAGGGCUCAAGAAGAACAACAACGGGCUAAGCGGCGAGCUAAGGCUCUUCAAAUGCUUGACAUGCGGAAAGGACUUUAAGCAGAAGUCCACGCUGCUCCAACACGAAAGGAUCCAUACGGACAGCAGGCCGUACGGAUGCCCGGAAUGCGGCAAGAGAUUCCGCCAGCAGAGCCACCUGACCCAACACCUCCGGAUCCACGCCAACGAGAAGCCCUACGCCUGCGUAUACUGCGAACGGACGUUCCGACAGAGGGCCAUCCUUAACCAGCACCUACGAAUCCAUUCCGGUGAGAAGCCCUAUGAGUGCCCGGAGUGCGGGAAACACUUCCGGCAGAAGGCUAUCCUCAACCAGCACGUCCGCACACACCAAGAUGUAAGCCCGCACUUGGUGUUCAAAAAUGGUAUCAACCCAACGCUCUGGCCUCAAGACGUUCCAUUUCCACCAGACGAGGGUAAAGAGGAGGUUCAAUCUACAUAUGGGGAUGGCGACAACUCCGAUAGAACAAGUUGCUUCUCGCCUAAUGGCAUAGCAGGCAAUCUGCAAUACCCCGCCUACUUCAAAGACGCUAAGGGCAUGAAUCAUACAGUUUUCGGUGGCGGUACCAAUUUUGGCGCCUUACAAUACCUGAAACAGCAGCAGCCUGGAAAGAGCGGGCUGCCAGACGUCAUCCAACACGGUAGGUCUGCGGGAAUGCCACUUUACGUGAGGUGUCCGAUCUGUCAAAAGGAAUUCAAGCAAAAGUCAACUUUACUGCAACAUGGUUGUAUACAUAUCGAAUCUCGACCUUAUCCCUGUCCAGAGUGUGGAAAAAGGUUCAGGCAGCAGUCACACUUAACCCAGCACCUGAGGAUACAUACGAACGAGAAACCCUACGGUUGCGUGUAUUGCGGUAGGAAUUUUAGACAGCGAACAAUCCUCAACCAGCACUUAAGGAUCCACACGGGAGAGAAACCGUACAAAUGCGGCCAAUGCGGCAAAGAUUUUAGACAAAAAGCAAUACUGGAUCAACACACGAGGACCCAUCAAGGCGACAGGCCGUUCUGUUGCCCCAUGCCCAACUGCAGAAGGAGGUUCGCAACGGAACCGGAAGUUAAGAAACACAUAGACAACCACAUGAAUCCGCACGCAGCGAAAACCAGGAGGGACUCGACAGGGUCCGAUGGAAAAUUACCAGGAAACGGUAUGUUACCGAGGGGGUUGACACCUACGACCGUGGUCAAGCCCGAACUGUACUUCCCACAAUGCUACGCUCCUAGUUUCAACCCCCCUGCAAGCGUCUCACAAUUUCAAACAGCCAACCCAGAAUUCAAGCCGCCCAAUCCUUUGCCGACCCAGUGA
Messenger RNA from Anoplophora glabripennis (Asian longhorned beetle), 1986 nucleotides. It is a transcript of the gene jim, whose product is annotated as zinc finger protein GLI4. The coding region runs from base 1 to 1986 and encodes 661 amino acids. Lineage: Eukaryota; Metazoa; Arthropoda; Insecta; Coleoptera; Cerambycidae. Gene Ontology annotation, biological process: regulation of transcription by RNA polymerase II. The transcript has 3 exons. The record is from RefSeq and is a predicted model, not a curated record. Gene Ontology annotation, molecular function: RNA polymerase II cis-regulatory region sequence-specific DNA binding; DNA-binding transcription factor activity, RNA polymerase II-specific.